Molecule: messenger RNA, 921 nt
Organism: Emiliania huxleyi CCMP1516
Lineage: Eukaryota; Haptophyta; Isochrysidales; Noelaerhabdaceae
Exons: 3
Coding region: 1-921 (306 amino acids)
Molecular function (GO): oxidoreductase activity
Source: RefSeq, a predicted model, not a curated record
AUGGCGCCGGUUGAAUUCUUUGUUUUUCUCGAGGGCUCGGCGCUGAAUCGCGGGAAAAGAGAAAGCUGGCUUCAAGUGUGCCGGAAAGCUCUUUCGAUGAAGCUCGCAGCCGCCAUGACGGCGUCGAAGCCAGCGCGGCGCGGCGUCAUCAUCACUGGAGGCUCGAGCGGCAUCGGCCUCGCUCUGGCGACAGCGCUGCUGCAAAAUGGAGGCGAGCGGUACAAGGUCUAUGUCACGGGAACUCGCCCGCUGGCCGAGACGGAGCUGGCGCCACUGGUGCAGUCGAUCGAAGCGUCUGGCUCUCGAAGCAUCCAUUACUCGUCGGGCGACACGGGCGACGAGCCCACCGCGAUGAAGUUCUUCGACGGCGUGCCGUUCUUCGGCCUCUGCAUCAACGCCGGCAUCGGCGGAGGGCGCUACCCGCUGGAGGAGUUCGACGUCGAGCGCUUCGACCAGAUGUUUCGCACGAACGUGCGCGGUGUCUUCCUCUGGCUCAGAGCCUCCCUCCCCGCGCUCAAGGCUGGCCGGCAGUCGCAGGUUGUCGUCACGUCCAGCGUGAUGGGCUCGCGACCCAGCGCGCAGGCCGCGCCUUACUGCGCGACCAAGUACGCGGUCAACGGCCUCGUGCUCAGCCUGCGCGCCGAGCUCAAGGCAGGUGGCCACUCGCACGUCAAGUGCGGCCUCGUAUGCCCCGCGGGCGUCGCAACGCCGUGGUGGGAGGACGCGGCGCGCGGCUUUGCGGCGGCGGGCGCGCCGUCGGUCGACACGUCAAAGUUCCUCGCGCCGCGGGCGGUGGCGGACGCGUGCGUGGCGAUGCUCGAGCAGGACGCGAGCUCAAACGUGGAGAGCGUCAUGCUCGAUGCGACCGGCUCGGCUCCUCUCGCUGUGCUGGCGCGACCCACACAAGAGGGAAAUCGAUAA